CGAGGUCAUCUCGGAGGCGUCGAAACUGUUGCUCGUCUGAGUGGUCUCACUGUCGGUGCUGAGGCUGAAGUCCUUGCUGGAAAUGUGUCGUUGCUCCUGUUGGUGGCUUUUUCCGCUGGAGGUUACGUACUGCAUCAGUCUUCGCAUUUCACCCCCGCUGGUGGUGGAUUCGACACCGGUGUACGAGCUGCUGCUCAGACUGUUGACAGACUCGGAGGCGUGCAAGGCCUCUGUCUUCUCUGCGACUGUGGUGCUGGUGGCGUUAAAAGUGCCGGCACCGAGGACACUGCGACGACGACCGGUGGCGUUGGUGGUGGCAGUAAGCUUUUGGUCCGGGGCCGGUGA
Dibothriocephalus latus is the source of this 345-nucleotide messenger RNA. Lineage: Eukaryota; Metazoa; Platyhelminthes; Cestoda; Diphyllobothriidea; Diphyllobothriidae. The record is from the annotation of a GenBank genome assembly.